Molecule: messenger RNA, 1439 nt
Organism: Silurus meridionalis
Lineage: Eukaryota; Metazoa; Chordata; Actinopteri; Siluriformes; Siluridae
Product: hydroxycarboxylic acid receptor 2-like
Exons: 1
Coding region: 1-972 (323 amino acids)
Biological process (GO): G protein-coupled receptor signaling pathway
Cellular component (GO): membrane
Molecular function (GO): G protein-coupled receptor activity
Source: RefSeq, a predicted model, not a curated record
AUGUCAAACUCCUCAGUUUGUUGUGCUUUUCAGUCCCAAAUCUUACACCAAUUCCUCCCCCCUAUACUUUAUAUAGAAUUCAUUUUUGGCCUCACAGGGAAUGUUUUGGCCCUCAGCAUGUUUGCUCUCCACAUGGAGAGCUGGAAGCCAAACUCUAUCUAUCUGGCACAUCUGGCUGUGGCUGAUUCAAUGGUAUUGUUCUGCCUGCUAUUCAGAGCUGACUACUACCGCAGGGGCCAGGACUGGAUCUUUGGAGAUGCUUUUUGCCGCAUCCUGCUCUUCCUACUUGCAGCUAACAGGGCUGCUGGAAUCUUUUUCCUCACUGCUGUGGCUGUAGACCGCUACCUGAAGAUUGUGCACCCACUACAUCGCAUAAAUCGGAUGAAGCUGAGCUAUGCCAUGUGGGUUUCUGCAGGCCUCUGGGCGAUGAUUAUAGUUAUGACGACAUACUUGCUGGGCUCCCCGCACUUUUUCAUGGUGGGCAGCCGCAUCCAGUGUGAGAGCUUUAACAUAUGCUUGAACAACAGUCCGCUGUCAAUCUGGCACAAUUCCUUCUAUUUGAUCCAGUUCUGUGUGCCAGGUGGAAUCAUCAUCUUUUGCACUGCCUGCAUUACAUGGCAACUGAAAACCAAGACAAUGGACACCACAGGCAAGAUCAAGAGAGCUGUCCAGUUCAUUUUUGUUGUCGCCAUGGUUUUCCUCAUCUGCUUCUUUCCAAGCACUGCCUCACGUGUCGCUGUUUGGGUCCUGAAGGCCUGGUACCAAGAGUGUUCACACUUCAGUGAGGCAAAUCUGGCUUUUUAUACUUCAGUCUGCUUUACUUAUUUCAACAGUGUGCUCAACCCACUGGUUUAUUACUUUUCCACGCCAGCAUUCAGUGGGAUCAUACAGAAAUUUUUCAGGAGACUCACAGGGCAAAAAGAAGAAGCGGAUUCAGGGAAAAGCAGUGUGUCUACAGUAACAAGUGAAUAAAGUAGGGCAUCUGCUAAAUUUCAUGAAUGUAUAUGUAGAUCUUGGCAAAAUAUGUAAAAAAUUUUGUUACCUGAUAAGUGCAUAUUAUUCUAGUGAUGACUGAAAUUAUGAUAUAUGGCAGCUUUUUAUAGUUAAGUUUGCCUAAAGAGAAAAAUGCUUAAUAACCUUAAGGCUUCUAGUACUGUACUGUUAAAGAGCGGAACAAUUGUUAAAAACAUUUUAAAACGCUACAUUAGUGGUACAAUCAAAUACUGCAUGCUACCAGCAUCAUGUAACAUCUGAAUUCAUAUUGACUUACAAAAUUGUCAGACUUCAUGCCAAGCUUAGAAUCAAUGAAACAGUUUCAAAAUCUUGCCUACCUAUAUCAAUCUUAAUGAUAGUAUAAAUAUUCUGUCCAAACGUGCAGCAAAUCUACAAUAUAUUUGUACAUGCCAAUACACUUUGUUCCUUUAAGAGUUUUUGGAUAA